AUGAUACCUAAUGGAUAAAGUUAAUUCCUGAUUUUUCCGAUGUAAUUAAAAAAUAAAUAUUACCCUAUUGUGUUUGUUAUUCUCUUUACAUUAAUUCAACAAUCUUUGACAUUUUUUAGUUCAUCCAUAAUUGCCAUUAUUUACUUUUUAUUUAAAAAUAGAUUUUCCUUUUAAAUAGCAGUAAGAAUAAUUCAUUAAUUAAGACUAUUGAAUAAUUAGAAAAGGGAAUGAUUUUUUAAUCUUUUAUAGAUAGAAUAGAUUUUAAAAGAAUUUCUAAUUAUUAAGAUUAAUUAGAGCCAAGUGUUGAUUCUAGAGAAUUACCAUAUCUUGAAACCCCUCCUGCUAGGUAAAAUUAAUAAAUUAUAUAUUUUUUAUAAUAGAUUAACUAUGGAUGGAAGUGCUCCAUUUCCACCAUCUCUUGUAUUAUAAGAAUUGUAGAAGUAAUUGAACUUUUAAGAUAAUUAAAAUCAUGAACAAGUUUAAGAAGAUGAAGAAUAAAAAUAAAUUGAAUAAAAACAAUAAGAAAAAGAUUAAGAAUUCGAUUAAGAUCUUUGA
This is a messenger RNA of Paramecium primaurelia, 555 nucleotides long. The record is from the annotation of a GenBank genome assembly. NCBI's taxonomy places the organism in Eukaryota, Ciliophora, Oligohymenophorea, Peniculida, Parameciidae.